UUAUUCUCCUUCCGGGUGGGUGGGUGUUUGGCUGGCUUCCCAGGGAAGGGUCGGUUGUGAGUCUUGGGAGCCCCGUCCCUGGUGGUCCUUCCCGGGAAGUUUGUCUCUCUGUGCCUCCUUCGGCGCCAGGAUGAACCUGGAGCGAGUUUCCAACGAGGAGAAGCUCAACCUCUGUAGGAAAUACUACUUGGGUGGCUUUGCUUUGCUCCCUUUCCUUUGGUUGGUGAACGUUUUCUGGUUUUUCCGCGAGGCCUUUCUGGCGCCAGCGUACACGGAGCAGCUACAAAUUAAACGCUAUGUCCAGCGUUCGGCUGUGGGUCUUAUUUUCUGGGUGAUUGUGCUCACUACAUGGAUCAGCAUCUUCCAGGCACGCCGGGCAGGUUGGGGUGAGCUCGGUGACUACCUCUCCUUCACUAUCCCCCUGGGGACCCCCUGACAAAUAUCUCCUCCUCGAUGGCAGCAACAGGAAGAUUUUAAACUUUUUGGAUGGACUGUCUCUUUUUUCUCAUUCCCCCUUCUAUGGAACCAGGGCGAGAUGAAGUCAUGGAGAACUGUGCUGGGCUGCCGUUCUGUUGCUUCACAGAAGUCUCUGUAGCUGCAGCCUUUUUCAGAGUUGAAUAAUAAAUCUGGGAUUAUCUA
Messenger RNA from Sceloporus undulatus (fence lizard), 639 nucleotides. It is a transcript of the gene PSENEN, whose product is annotated as presenilin enhancer, gamma-secretase subunit. The record is from RefSeq and is a predicted model, not a curated record. The transcript is spliced from 3 exons. NCBI's taxonomy places the organism in Eukaryota, Metazoa, Chordata, Lepidosauria, Squamata, Phrynosomatidae. Gene Ontology annotation, cellular component: gamma-secretase complex. The coding region runs from base 131 to 436 and encodes 101 amino acids. Gene Ontology annotation, biological process: Notch receptor processing.